This is a messenger RNA of Arctia plantaginis, 963 nucleotides long. The record is from the annotation of a GenBank genome assembly. NCBI's taxonomy places the organism in Eukaryota, Metazoa, Arthropoda, Insecta, Lepidoptera, Erebidae.
AUGACAGACGAAGAAAAAAUACCGCCAACCUUUGCCGAAAAACUUCUGUUCUACACAACAGCUACUUUCGUAUUACUGGCCAUCUUCAGCCUGUUCGCAUUCCUCUUCCUGGUACCUUUCGUCAUAGAACCAGCUUUCACAACUAUAUUCAUGCAAUUCGAUCCAGUAGCAGCAUUAUGUGUCACGGCUUCUGUCAAACACCUCGUCGGAGCCAGCAAUUGCUCUUGGACCUCUUGCAGGGAGGGCUGCACCAAGGACCUCUUUGAAUGCACUCAAAUCCGUGUCAACUACAAACUUGGCAUCUAUCCAAAUAUUACCCCAACCGAUGAUGAAAACCUGAUCCGAGUCGAAAGAGCUCUGAGAAAAGAUUACGAAUACGAAAAUUACGAAGUAACAGCUGACAAAUCAUAUCCAGAAAUGAUUGAAGAAGAUCUACCUGAAGCAAUACCUACUGGUUUACAAGGAAACGAUUCUGAAUGGUAUUUUACUGGAGCAAGACUUUUUCCUAAUGUUAAAGGUUGUGGGUACCCACCUAUUUUAAAUUGCACUGUAUUUUACGGUAAGCAUAUGCCUCUUGGUGCAAACUACACCUGCUACUACAGCCGAGUUGACCCCGGCUUGGUGAUUACUGAACUAGAUAUGUGGCAGAACACCUUGAAUCUAGUUUAUGCUAUGGCAAUACCAAUACCAUCGUUCAUAAUUUCAGUGAUAUAUUUGACAUUUGCGUACUUUAAGUUAUACAAUACAGAGGAAGAAUCAGAGCAAGCGCCGCUGAAGAGUGAUGCUGAGGCGAUGGCUACGGGUGAUGAUGAGAAGCCGACUACACCAGGGUCGGAUACUUUUAGGGAGGAUUUAGCGUGCUUCGGACAUCAGUUGAAGAUGCAAUUGGCUAAUGAAAAGCCUAAAGAAGGCUUCGAGUCCAAUAGUCCACCAAUUUCCAAUUCUGCAUCUUUGUCUGGGUAA